Molecule: messenger RNA, 2846 nt
Organism: Tuber melanosporum (Perigord truffle)
Lineage: Eukaryota; Fungi; Ascomycota; Pezizomycetes; Pezizales; Tuberaceae
Exons: 6
Coding region: 145-1611 (488 amino acids)
Cellular component (GO): nucleus
Molecular function (GO): metal ion binding
Source: RefSeq, a predicted model, not a curated record
GAUCACCCUUUUCCUUCCUUCACCUCCACUUCUUCUCCUUAUCGUCCCUUCCUUUCAUCUCUUCGCCCACUCUGCUUAUUUUCCACAACAAAAAGCUUGCGCUACGCCGACUACUCUAUACGCCAAUUUUUUCUCACCGCUCUCAUGUCUGACAAUCAGGCGCUCCUCUUAAAGAUCAGCGAAGUCGCUGGCAAGAUAAAUCGACACAAGAACCAGACGGAACAGCUUUCUGCUCCCGCCUAUGGGGGAUCGCAUUUCCCGCAACGAGCAUCCCCAUAUCCUACUAACCAAUCCUCAAGAGGAAGAGGAGGAUGGAUUCCUCCACAUCACUACCAACAUUACCACCACCCUAGGGGAGUUGCCGCCCGCAGGGCAAGAGGUCGGGCUUCUUGGCCCGGCCCCCCUGUCACUCAUCAUCAUAAGACUUUGGUGAUCAAUAACAAUAAAGCCCCUGAUGGGAGUGCUGUUACUCCAACUACAAAUACGUUUGCUUCAACUUCCCAUGUAGAGAAUAUGUCUUCCAACCCACCAGGACAAGUUUUACCACAGGGCAAUGACAGUACAACACAAUCUUCAGAAGGGUGGGUGGCAAAGCGUGAUAGACAUAUGCAGUUGAUCAACACUGCGGUCUAUGACCAGCACGCCCAGGCCAGAGCUAGAGAUCUUGAGAAGACCCGCCAGACCCAAUUAAUGAGGAAAGAGGAAAGAGAAAAGCAAAAGCUCAGGGGUUACUUGGAUAGGUCCCGCGAUACUGCCUCACAGGUUCCGUUUGACGUCCUCGUACAGGGUGAACGGUACAAAGUCGCCGCUGGCGGUAGCAAACUUAUCAAGAUUUCUGAUGGUCCACAAAAUGCAAAAUCUACCCCCAAGAAAGCGGUUGUUGGUGGUGUUAAUUUUGUGCGAAGCAAGAACGGAAAUCUUUGGCGCGUUGGACUAGUAAAAGCAUCACACAAACCACGCCAUAUCAAGAAGCCCUGCAAAUACUAUUCAAAUACUGGUAAAUGUAAGAACGGGAUGUCAUGCCUCUACACUCAUGAUCCCAACAAGGUCGCCAUAUGCCCUCGAUUUAUCCAAGCCAAUUCAUGCCCCGAGGGGGAUUCCUGCGACCUGUCUCACACACCCAGCCCACAUUGUAUGCCUUCAUGCGUCCACUUUCUCCGUGGCAAUUGUUCCAACGAUAAGUGCCCUUUUACGCACGUCAAGGUUAACCCAGCUGCUCCCAUCUGCCGUCCCUUCGCUACAUUGGGGUACUGCGACAAGGGUGCAGAGUGUACAGAACGACACGUACGCGAGUGCCCUGACUUUGAUGAGAAGGGGGUAUGCACGGAUAAGACUUGUAAGCUGCAGCAUGUUGAGAGGGCUGGACGAAGGCGAGUGGCAGCAGCUCAAGCGGCCGCAGCAGCCGCAAAAGCCCAAGGAUCCGGUAACGACUACAACAUGGACUCUGAUAGUGACAUUAGCAGUGGAGAUGACGGAGAGGCAAUCGACAGUGACGACGUCGACUCGGAUACACUCAGUGAAUAUGAUUACAUCCGUAGGGACAAUCAAGACUCUGAAGACAUUGGCGAGAUUACGAUGCAAGAGGAUUUCAUCCAUCUCCCAAGGAGUUAAGAAAAACAUACAGUUCUGUUAUAAUACAGCCUAUAGAGGGCUUUACUAACUUUGCAGACUUCCACCGUAUCGCGCAUUAUCCGAUUCCUACACCCCCGCCUAAGGUUACUUUCUCAUGCUCUUUUUUUUCUCUCCUCUCUUGCUUUUAUUCGCUUGCUUUCAUGCCACAAGUCAUCGUUGAUUCCCCUCUUGUUUUUUUUUUGCUUUAUUGUACAGCAUCUUUGUCUCAUGGGUCCUCCAUUUUGUUUUUGUUUGGAUGAUACAUCCAAUACCACGUUUGGUGUACUAGUGGGAGGUUGCUGUGAUUUGAUUCUGUUUUCGCUCCACUCUUUGCGAGCGACUCAUCCUCCUUUCUUUUCACUUUCCACCUGCCGUACUGAUCGAUGUAUUCCACGCCCACAUUAUGUUUUUGUUUCCGCCCCUCGCCCUAUACCCAGCUCUCGGAUCAGCUUCCUAUGUCUCUCUUUUUUUUUUUUUAGCAUCACCAUCAUCAUCAUCAUUACACAAUUACACAGCAUAACGGUGCGGUUCGAAGGUCCUUGACCGAGCAAGCCAUCCUCCGAGGCUGCAUCACUCAUUCAUACACCAGAAGCGAGAGAGGAGAUGGUACAAAAGGACACAGGUCAUGCUUUGUUUUUUUUUUGUUUUUUUUCACUUUCUCUUAGCUUUCUUACUCUUUUGUCCACUAGUAUCUCUCACCUUUGCCUCUCACCUUCGCUUCUCUGCCUACCCUUCGCUUCCCACAUUCUCUGAUUCGCAUGUCAUGGCGGGGCGGGGUCAGCGGGGUAUCUGUUGGUUGUUGGCGCAUCGACCGAUGAGAGCAAGCGACACGUGUGUCGACGAACGACAACGAUGGAUACCUUGUGGGUAGCACAAAGCCAUUCAUUCACCUCUACUACUACCUACCUACACCUUACCCGUUUUUAGUCUGUCCUCGGUCGGCUUCUCUCACUCACAGCACUUAGCACAAACAGAAAAAAUAGGAGCGGAAUACGAAGGGGGCUCUCAGGGGAAGGAAGAAAGAGGUGGGAAGAGGGGAGAGGGGCGGGUGGAAAAACGUUCACAUUAAUGGUGUUUUUUUUUUUUGGGGGGGGGGCGUUCACUGUAAGUCUACGGACAAAACGGAGAUGGAGUUGGGUUGCGAUUCAAAAAAAAAAAAAAAAAAUUAAAGGUUAAAAAAAAAGUUAAAAGGGGGAUAUGAUAGUUACGAUAGGAUAGGGAAUAAACAGAAACUU